AUGGCGCGCCUACAGCGUGGUAAGAUUCGGCAUGAGAGGCAUGGCCGAAGCAUGCAGAUGAUUACGGCGGCUCUGCUGUGUACGGUGGCUGGAGAGGAGGAGCUUUUCCUCGUCCUGGCGGUAGUGGCAAUGCGGCAACUCCGAUGCGUUCCCAACUCAAACCACGCUCCCAACUCGAACCACGCCGCCGGGUGAACUGUGCUAACCCUGACUUCCAAGCACUUGACCGCUGGUGUGACUGAUGACUCGCUACCUCCCUCAAGGGGCGGCGAUGCAUACGAAGUCCGCCGUAGGAGAGGCGGCUACCGCGGUCACUGGUGGUGCGGGUGAUAAGCUGUCCCAACCACACCCACCACGCACGCCCCCAGCACGUUUUUUUGAACACAAACGUUCACCGGAAAUGACCCCAACGCGUGCCGGUUCCACACCAGUUGCCUCAGGGAUUGAUAGCUGUGCUCUCGGAGUACGUGUCGUGCGGUAAGGUGGAUGUGUGCGUGUGCGCACAUGAAGUUUGCUUCUUUCAAACGCGGAAAAAAAAACGCACCAAAUGGAAAAAAAAAACAGACGAGCUGUACUGCAGAAAUUCUAGGCCUGUGCUCCGUAGAUGAUUUUUUUUUUUCGGUGAUUUUUUCCGAUUGUCAAAAAAAAAUCGGUGAUUAUAUCUAGCUGCACGAAAAAGUUUUUCGGUGAAAAUCGGUGGCCAAAUAACAAAAAGGUGAGAGCCCAAAAAAAUUUUUCAGUGAUUUUCGGUGAUAAUUUGAAGUAACAUUGGGGUGAGCUGUCCAAAAACGUCCUUCGGCGAUUUUCAGCGAUGUUCCAAGGAUCGUAGUAACUCCAAGUCAAGUAUUGUACGAACUUUGGUGGCUUUUUUUUGUACGCAUGUAUUUCAUCGUCAACUCACCAACAUUAGAUGCCCUCAGAAAUGAUUCAACUGCUGACUACCUACCGACCUGGUACACAGGCACGCACUACGCACUACAGCCAGAGCCCGGCUCGCCCACAACGUAGGCAAAAAAACAAGAAGCUUCAUCACAGGUUACCGUCACCCUCUUCCGGAGCAUCCUCACUCCCUUGCCUCACCCCUCUGCUACUUCCCCUUCCCCUGUUGUACUUCAGUAAGGCGGAAGCGCAUAUGCGGUCGCUGUACACCGACUCUUGACAUUCACUAAAGCAACACCGCAAGAUGGAAAAAACGCGUUCCAUGAAUGCUGACGACGGCUGCAAAAGGACAACAUCCAACACCAACUCGUGCCACGUAGGGAGUUGUAUCUUGUUGUCGCUCCAGAAAGUCAUGUUGUCGUAGUCAGCGUCGGUGUCGGUGGCGGCGACGUAUAAGUCGUUCUUCUCCUUCAAAAGCCCGUCCAGCAUGUCAUCGCCGACAAAGGGGAAUACCUACAGGCUGCGGAUCUCGUCAUUGGAGUACUUGUGAGUCUUCAUCAAUCUUCAAGUCCACGAGCUUCGCGGCUUUGAAGAGCUUCAUCGUUACAGCCAGCUUCGCCUCAGAGUGGCUGCCGAUCCUCUCGUGUGCGUACGUGCGGAGGGCGUCGAGCAUGUCCUGUAUUUCGUUCUGAAUCAAGUCAGCGGUUGCUCCCUCGUACCAUGUCAUUGCCUUGGCCGAUCUCCUUGGCGACAAGUGCAGCGACGUUGGGCAGCAGCACGUCCUCCGUAAAGGUUCCAUCCUCGGACAGCUCGAGCUUGUUGCGGACUCGUUCAAUAACGUUGUACGUCUUCGGCAUAUCCCCCUCCAGAAUAAUUGUGGCGCUAGUGAUGAUGCUGCCGACGUCCACCGUCAAAGCCAGCUGUAACUGGAGCACCAAGCUCUGGGUCUUGCCAUCGUCCCUGAGUUUCGCCAGGCGUCCCUCAUGAACUUCACCGCCUUGCUUUUGAUGUCGUCCUGGCUCUCUUCUCGAGGAACUUCCCCACACCAGGCCAGUUCACGGCGACAACCUCGUCUCGCUCGAACCUGGAGCCCCAACGGUGUCCCGGCGUCUGGGGAGCACGUACCC
Messenger RNA from Ectocarpus sp. CCAP 1310/34, 2006 nucleotides. The record is from the annotation of a GenBank genome assembly. NCBI's taxonomy places the organism in Eukaryota, Phaeophyceae, Ectocarpales, Ectocarpaceae.